Amorphotheca resinae ATCC 22711 is the source of this 3213-nucleotide messenger RNA. RefSeq lists its product as hypothetical. The record is from RefSeq and is a predicted model, not a curated record. The transcript has 3 exons. Gene Ontology annotation, biological process: transcription elongation by RNA polymerase II; regulation of DNA-templated transcription elongation; regulation of transcription by RNA polymerase II. NCBI's taxonomy places the organism in Eukaryota, Fungi, Ascomycota, Leotiomycetes, Helotiales, Amorphothecaceae. Bases 1 to 3213 code for a protein of 1070 amino acids. Gene Ontology annotation, molecular function: protein binding; mRNA binding. Gene Ontology annotation, cellular component: DSIF complex.
AUGGCGACUUCAAAUCUUCUGGAUGCGCAUUUCGACGACAGCGAGGAAGACGACGAUAACUUCAACCCCCAACCAGCAGACUUAUCAGAUGCUGAGGACGCGGCAGCCGACGACGACCAGGAUGCUGGGGAUCAAAUCAGAAAUGAAGCUGCACAACAGCAAUCAGGAGACGAAGGCUCUGAUGAGGAGGAGGCUGCGAAUAAUGAAGACGAUGAGGGAGAAGGCGAAGAUACUGCGGCUAGAGAUGACGAUGAGGAGGAAGACGAGGAGGAAGAGGAAGAUGACGAAGAGGAGAUUACAGGACAUCGUCGAAAACGCAGACGAGAACGCCGCAAUCAAUUCCUCGAUGUCGAGGCUGAAGUCGACGAGGAUGAAGACGAGAAUGAUGACGAUGAAGACGAACUCAAUGAGAUUAAGGACAAUUUCAUUGCUGAUACACAUCCCGAUGACUUGGCAGACCUCCCAGCUGGCGGAGAGACCGAUGACAGACGGCAUAGGGAGUUGGAUAGAAGACGUGAGAUGGAGGCGAGUCUAGAUGCUGAGAAGCAGGCCGAGAUUUUGCGACAGCGAUAUGCGAAUAAAAACAGAUCUGGAAGGGCGAUUGGAGAUUCUGCAGUUGUGCCGAAACGCCUGCUACUCCCCAGUGUUGACGAUCCGAGCAUCUGGGCUGUAAGAUGUAAGGAAGGGAAGGAGAGAGAAGCUGUGUUCUCCAUUAUGAAGCGUAUUGAGGAGAGACUCGGCACCAAGAAUGAGCUUGCGAUCACAUCUGCAUUCGAACGGGGUGGAACACAAUCAACCAUGAAGGGGUUUAUUUAUGUUGAAGCUCAACGCCAAGCAGACAUCAUGACCGCGCUUGAUGGUCUGAUGAAUGUUUAUCCAAGAACAAAGAUGAUGUUGGUGGAGAUCAAGGAAAUGCCAGAUCUUCUCAGAGUCACAAAAAGCCCUUCACUGGAACCCGGAGCAUAUGUACGACUCAGACGUCCUCCAAAAUAUGCUGGAGAUCUUGCCCAGGUCAUCGAUGUCACGGAUACGGGCUUAGAAUUACGAGUCAGAUUUGUGCCUCGCCUCGACUAUGGUCUUCACGAUGAUUCGAAUGCUCCAGUGGAUGCAUUCGGUGCAAAGAGAAAACGACCAACUGCAGGACCAAGACCGCCGCAGAGAUUAUUUAGUGAAGUGGAAGCCAAGAAGCGCCAUGCCAAAUAUCUACAAGGAAGACCUGAUACGAAAACCUGGACCUAUCUUGGUGAUGAAUACAUCAACGGUUACUGCGAGAAGGAGGUCAAGAUCCAGACCCUUAUCACGAAGGACGUCAACCCAACGCUCGAAGAGGUUACGAGAUUCGCAUCCGGCGCAGAAGAUGGCACUGAGAACCUGGAUCUCAAUGCUCUCGCUGCUAGCUUGAAAGCAAGCACGGCUAAUGCAUCUUACCUUCCAGGUGAUGUGAUUGAAGUUUAUGAAGGAGAGCAGAAAGGUGUCGUUGGAAAGGCCGUAUCGGUUCAGGGCGAUAUUGUUACUAUGGCAGUAUCUGAGGGUGAUCUAAAGGGGCAAACAAUUGAAGUUCCCACGAAGGGUCUUCGAAAGCGCUUCAGAGAAGGUGAUCAUGUCAAGGUCAUUGGUGGAAGUAGAUUUCGGGAUGAAGUUGGUAUGGUGGUCAAGAUUUCGGAAGAUCGGGUUACACUAUUGAGUGACCAAGGCAACACCGAAAUCACGGUCUUCAGCAAGGAUCUUCGAGAAGCCAGUGACUCAGGGGGUGGUGGAUCUCUUGGAAAGUACGAACUUUACGAUUUGGUUCAAUUGGACCCGUCAACUGUCGCCUGUGUCAUCAAGGUUGACAGAGAAUCACUCGUCGUCCUCGAUCAGAAUUCCCAAACUCGGACUGUCAUGCCAUCACAGAUCUCCAACAAACUCGACAGGCGCAGGCAUGCCGUAGCUACUGAUCGCAACGGCUCUGAGAUUCGCCUGGACGAUGUUGUAAAGGAGCAUGGGGGUGAAGGUAGAUCAGGCAAAAUCCUCCACAUCCACCGAGCCUUCCUUUUCUGUCGCAGCGACACUUCGACUGAGAACUCCGGAGUCUUCGUUACACGUACAGCCAGUGUAGCAACUGUUUCUGCCAAAGGUGGCCGUAUAGCACCAUCCAACGUACCCGACCUCAACUCUAUGAAUCCGGCGAUGAAGCGUAAUCCCCCAGCACCCGGAGAUAUGGCGCCUCCCAAAACCUUUGCUAGAGAUCGCUCUAUUGGUCAGACAGUCACCAUUCGCCGUGGUCCUUACAAGGGAUUGCUUGGUAUCGUCAAGGAGACAACUGACACCAAUGCUCGAGUUGAGUUGCACACGAAGAACAAGACGGUGAACGUACCGAAGGAUGCUCUGGGCUUCAAGGACAAGAUCAGUGGACAAUCCAUCGAUCCGAAUUCGAGAGGUGGCUUUGGUGGUAGAGGAGGCUUUGGCCCAAGAGGCAGAGGAGGAUUUGGAGGGCCCACGCCCGGUGAAGGUGGUGGCCGGACACCAAUGCCAGCUGGUGGUGUUGAAAGGACCCCCGCAUGGGGCACUUCAAGAACACCUGCAGGAGGCGCAAAUGGCGGUCGGACUCCAGCGUGGAAACAAGGAGGCGAUGCUUCAGGAGGACGAACUCCGGGAUGGGCAGAUGGAUCACGAACUGUCAACCCGUAUGACGGCAGUCGAACAGCUUAUGGCGCAGGAAAUCGCACACCAGCCUGGUCAUCGGGUGCAAAGACUCCGGCAUAUGGCCUAUCAGAUGGCUUUGCAGCAGGCUCAAAGACACCCGGCUACAGUGGAGGAGGAGAUGCAUGGGGCUCCAAAACGCCGGCAUAUCAACCGCAGCAAAACCAAUCCAACGACAGUAGCUGGCAAAAUCAACCAGCAUCAAACAACUGGGGUUCCAAUGCCUAUGAUGCUCCGACGCCCGGCGCAGCCAUGUCUGCUCCUACCCCGGCUGCUAUGAAUGCCCCCACGCCAGGUGUAUACUCGGCUCCUACACCAGCACCGUAUAGUGCUCCUACUCCAGCUGCGGCUCCGACACCAGCUCCGGGAUGGGGAGGAGGUGGAUGGGGGGCUCCUACUCCACAGGCUAUGGACGCGCCUACGCCUGGUGCACAGCAGGGCUAUUAUGCUGCUCCAACGCCUGGGGCGUAUGGUAUGCCUGAGACCCCGGCGCCGAAUUGGCAGGAUGAUGGCCCCAGAUACGUGGAUUAG